Messenger RNA from Mesorhabditis belari, 1179 nucleotides. NCBI's taxonomy places the organism in Eukaryota, Metazoa, Nematoda, Chromadorea, Rhabditida, Rhabditidae. The record is from the annotation of a GenBank genome assembly.
AUGGGAAAUUGUAUGGGCAGCUCACAAAGUCACCCACAAUCCUCGGCAAGGAAUCGCCAAAAGAAGAGCUUUUUCCGGAAACUUUUCGCAAAAACCCAUCUCGAUGCAGCUGCUUUAGCUCAAACGUGUCCACCACCGGUUGGCGGUGAGAUGCCGAUCGGCGAGUGCACUGUGCUAAGAGAUCGACCUGCAAUGCGACUCGACUCGAGAUUAGUUUGCAAGUAUGAGAUACUCUCCGUCAUCGGGAAAGGAUCAUUCUCACAGGUGCUCCGGGUACAGCAUCGAAUCUCGAGGACGUAUUUCGCGGUGAAACUUGUGGCGGCUGAUUGCGGAGCUGUCAACAACGAAUUGCACAUUCUCAGCCGACUCCAGCAUCCGUAUGUGAUUCGGCUAGAGGAGGUCUUUAAAUCGUCAUCCCGUUUAUUUAUUGUGAUGGAGUUAGCAUCGGGUGGUGAAAUGUAUGAUCGAGUGGUGGCUAAAGGACGAUACAGUGAACAAGAGGCGAGAGCGGCGCUGAAAAUGCUUCUCUCUGGCCUUGCCUACCUCCAUUCAAUUCGCGUCACUCAUCGAGAUCUCAAGCCAGAGAACCUCUUGUAUGCGGAUACUAGACCCGAGUCGAGAUUACUCAUCACCGAUUUCGGCCUCGCUCACCAGGCGACCCGUUCCGGCGAAACGAUGACGGAAACGUGCGGAACACCCGAGUAUAUCGCACCGGAAUUGUUGCUCAGAGUACCGUACACCGAUAAGGUGGACACGUGGGCUGUUGGUGUGAUUGCGUACAUUUUAAUGUCGGGAAUCAUGCCGUUUGAUGACGAUUGUCGGAGUCGGCUUUAUACGCAUAUUAUUACAGCUAACUAUGUCUACUAUCCACAGUUUUGGUCAGGAUCAGAGUUGGCAAAGACGUUUGUUGACAGUUUAUUGGAGACAAACGCUGGGGAGAGGCUGACUGCAACACAAGCAUUGCAACAUGAUUGGAUUGUUGGAGAGACUCGCACAGCCUAUCCAAUCAAAUCAAGACCGUCUAGCGAGUAUAACGCUAUGCAAAGGACAAAAUCGACGAGAUCGAUCCGCUCAGUUACUCGAUCCGAUCACGGACACCGCGUUGAUCCAAGAGAAGUCGACCAACUCGCGCAGGAUCUUAAAAAAGCCGCUCAAUCGACGAAACAUUAUGGAGUGUUU